GCAGACUCUUCGUCCUUCUGGGGCUCCCUUCCCUCUCUCUCCGAGAUGGGGGCGCACCCCGCCGUGAGCAGUGCCUUGGACAACGUGGCCCUGAGCCUUGGUGACGUCCUGGAUGCUGCGACACAGGACCUCAGCGAGAUGGCUGGUGACAUCAAGUCCUUCGUAGCGUCGGCCGUGGGCAUGGAGGAGACCGAGGAUGACCCCGAGCAACAGAGAGCCGCUGCCACCAAGAAGGUCAUGGAAAGCGUCUCCCCACGCUCGAGGCAGGAGGCCGCUAGCGCAAUCUCCGACUUCUGUCAGAAGUAUCCUGCGGCGAGGGUGAGACCCAACACCCAGGAGCUGGAGAAACUCUGGGCGGCCAUCUGCUCCCUGAAGCCUGUGGCGUUGAACAGUGCUUUCUACGAGGAGCUUAGCUUCACCAACGGUGAUACUUCCUGGCAACCUCGACUCCGAGUGCUCUAUGCUGUGGAAUACCUCUUCCGGAAAGAGGGCAUGGGGAAGGAGGUGGCUGUGAGCGUCUUUCAUCAGGCGCGCAGCCUCAUCUUCCACCUCACGGAGGUCCAGCAGUGCGCGGAGAAGGCGCAGGAGGUCAUCAAGCUCCUCACCACCAGGAAGGAGGUUCAGGAGGAGGCCAAGGCAAAACCAGCAGCCAAGGCUGCGGCACCGGCUAAGAAGACGGAAGCGCCAGACCUGCUGGACAUGUCGGCACCAGUUGCUUCCUCGGCACCUGCGGCGGCGCCAGCACCGGCGCCUUCGCUGGACGUUGAUCUACUGGGCGAGCCUGUUGCUCCAGUGGCCCCUUCUGUGGCUCCAGUCCCGUCUCCAGCCCCAGCUCCAGUUCCAGCAGUGCCAGUGGCGGAAUCUUCGCCUUUGUCGCCUUCGGCCGCCUUGGCCCUGGCCCUGUCCUCCGCGCCCAUGGCAGCCACAGCCACGCUACCGCAGGACCUGGACCUGCUGGCGCCCAACGCCGCACCAGCUACCACGCCGGCAAAGCCUGACCUUCCCUUCAACCUUGGCACCACGGCGGGCUUCGCCCAGCCCAGCCUACCCAAAGGCUUCCCGGCGCAGAUGAGCAUCGCAGCCAAGGCGACUCCGGCACCCCUGAAUCUCAGAGGCAAGCAGAGCCCUUACAUGCCCAUGCCCUCCAUCCCAUCGGCUUUGGACAGUCCGCAGCCUGUAGUGGAUCAGUUCGCGUUCGUCUCUGACCUCACCGGAAUUGGUGGCUCAAACAAAAAGUAG
Symbiodinium pilosum is the source of this 1239-nucleotide messenger RNA. The record is from the annotation of a GenBank genome assembly. NCBI's taxonomy places the organism in Eukaryota, Dinophyceae, Suessiales, Symbiodiniaceae.